CCCGGGGGCGGCGGCGGCGUCGGGCGGGCCCCGGCCCCGGUGACGGCUCCGCUCCCGGCCCCUGCCCCGUCGCGGCGCGGGGUGGCGGCGGGCGGCGACCCGCUGGCGGCGGGCGGCAGCGUGGAGGUGGUGGACUUGUACCUGCUGCCCGAGCCCUUCUCCGGGCUGAUCGCGGGGGACUUCGGGCCGCUGCUGGUGCUGAGCUGCCGCGUGUGCCUGGAGGAGAAGCCCGUCAAGCCGCUGUCCUGCUGCAAGAAGGCGGUGUGCGAGGAGUGCCUCAAGCGGUACCUCAGCUCCCAGGUGCAGCUGGGACAAGCGGAUAUAAAAUGCCCAAUCACAGAGUGCAGCGAACACCUGGAUGAAACAACCAUCCUCUAUAACCUGCCCCACGAGGACAUCAUCAAGUAUAAAUAUUUCCUGGAACUCAGCCGCAUUGACUCCAGCACCAAGCCAUGCCCUCAGUGCAAGCACUUUACAACCUUCCGGAGGAGAGGCCACAUUCCUACCCCUGCCAAAUUGGAGAACAAAUACAAAAUCCAGUGUCCAUCUUGCCAAUUUGUCUGGUGUUUCAAGUGCCACUCGCCUUGGCAUGAAGGCGUUAACUGCAAAGAGUACAAAAAGGGAGACAAGCUGUUGCGUCACUGGGCCAACGAGAUUGAGCACGGGCAGAGGAAUGCCCAGAAGUGUCCAAAAUGCAAGAUCCACAUUCAGAGGACAGAAGGGUGUGACCACAUGACCUGUUCCCAGUGUAACACUAAUUUCUGUUACCGCUGCGGGGAAAGAUACCGACAGCUCCGUUUCUUUGGAGAUCACACAUCAAACCUCAGUAUAUUUGGAUGCAAAUACCGCUACCUCCCCGAGAGACCACAUUUGAGGAGAUUGGUGCGAGGCUCUGUCUGUGCUGGAAAACUACUCAUUACACCCCUAAUACUGGUUCUGGGACUGGCACUGGGAGCCAUAGCUGUUGUAAUAGGUUUAUUUGUGUUUCCUAUCUAUUGCCUUUGUAAAAAGCAGAGGAAGAGGUCACGGACAGGUAUGCCCUGGUAAGGAUGGGCCAUACUCGCCUGAACUAAGCUGGUCCUGCAAGGGCUAUACACGGUUUGUGCUACAGAGCAAUACAGUUCUGGUAACAGCAUCACAGCCACCGCCCUGGAAUAAAAGUGGGGGAUCUCCUGCCGUCUUCCCUCAGCUGAAACACUACUGCAGACCAGAAAGCCUCUUUGCUCUGGUGCACUCUGAACAAGAUGGGCCCCCUGACUGCUGCUUUUUAAAUGUUUUUUUAUUAUUAUUAUUAUUAUUAUUACUUUGGAGGGUUGGUUUUUGUUUUGAAGAUUUAAGUCUAAGUUUGUGAACUAGACAAUCAAAGUCUGUAUUGUAGCCACAACUCUACUACCGAUUUGGCCUGUGAAGAAAGCAUUUGACUGCUAAUGUGCUCCGUUUAACUUCAGUGUCGGCCUUUAAGGGGGAAAUGCUUAGAAGUGUUUGGACUCUUGCUGUACACUGAGCAUACUACUUUUGGUAUUAAAAACUACUUCUGUAAAUAACUUCCAUCACACAGCAUUCUGUUCAGCAUACCAAAACCCCGUCACAUGCCAGAACAUGACAGCUGGUUAUCUUCUGAGUCGUCCUACUAGCAAGCAAGAGUGUAGAUCACAUUUGUGCGGCAUGGAUUGCCAUAGCCAAAUAAUAGUGCCUCAAAAAGAAAUGUUAUUGUUGUUAUUAUUAUUAUUACUAUUAUUGAAACUCAGUUACAAAUAUGCUGAUUGGGUUUACAUUCAUAUUUAUUUUUUGACAGUCCAUUAAUAUUGAUUGGGAGGGGUGACGAAUUUGUUAGAGGAGUCCAGCAUUUUGAACUUCUCCCAGUACCAGAAAAGAUUUGAAGGGAUUAGAUAACAAGAAGUAACUAGAGACAGAACAGGCCACUGAUAUCCACUGAAAUGUGACACAGAAUGUGCAAGGAAAUGUGUUUGCAGGGAAGCUGGAAACCUGCUCUUCUGUUCUGACUUGACAUAUAGUACAAAUGCUACACACCAGUUGUGUGAAGAUUGACUUGGUGGAAUUUUGGAACCUAAAUAACAUGUAUGUUUGUUUUAUAAGCAGCCUGCAUAAGUCUUAGAGGAUUCACUGAUGUCUCUUCAGGAAAAUUUGUAAAUUUUGAGUAAGGGAAGGGGUCAUGAAUUGUUAGGAGACCAUUUCACUUUUUUCUCUGCUUCCAGUGUUGCUGCUCUUGGUGCAUUAGAGAUCUGAAGAGAAUAGUGAUCUGUUCUCUCUUUUCCUAAAUUCAGAGAACCACUGUUUGUCACUGGACCUUUUUCUUGGCACAUCACCAUAAGAGCAAUGUAAUUCAGAGUCAAGAAUCAGCUAAGAGUUUUUCAUUUCUAGUUACAAUCCAAAUUUAUCAUACAAAUAAACCUGAAAGAAAAUAGAAUAAAUUUGUGUGACCAGAACACUGAUACACUAAAAGAAGAAAUGAAUAAGAAAAAUAUCUACUUUGUACUUUAAAAAAAAUGAUCUUGAAGAUUAGAUUUGUACUGUGAAGGUACUUUUUUGAGUGUUUGAAGAUACAUAUAUGUGUGUGUGUGUAUAUGUAUAUAUUUAUGUGGGAGAUGGGGAAGCAGGAAGAUGAGCAAUGUCCUAAGUGUACAGAUCUCAAAACUUAGGCUCACAAACAGCAUAUCUUUUGAGAGGAUGUACUUGGAACCACUGUCUCUGAAAAUUUAUUAUUAAAUCCGAAUCUAUUUGUAACUUUUCAAGUAAAUAGUCUGCUUCCCCACCAGCAUAAUACUCUGUUAUCGUAAGAUACUCACUUUUACUCAAAGCCUCGGUGGAAGAAACUGAUAAUUUUAGUUACCUGGAAACACAAAUAUGAGCUUACCGUAGAUGGCUAGUAUGUGUGUUUUCAGUCAACUCCUGGUUUGUUUUCCUGGUGUUUUGUUUUGUUUUUACCCCUUGUUGAAACAGUGCAUACAAGCACACUGGCAGUGAACAGUACUUAAUUUUUCUAUUUGAAUUGAAGGGCAUGUUGACCCUGUUGUCCUAUAAAUAGAAACAGUAUCUUUCUAAGACUUGCAUAUUAAGCUAGGAAGCAAUGACAUUUAGAAGUAAAGUUCAAAUACUAUUCUCAAUGCAAAUGCACCUGCUAAUUAGGUUUCUUCUGUGACACAUCAGUUUUCUAUUUGUGUUGUACCUGCAGGUUGGAUGCUGCCUUAAAAUCAAGUCUUGUUUUUGAGUGUGUUUUCUGAGGCUGUACAUAUCAGUUGUCUUUGGCUUACUCAGGGAUUCUUAUUCCUUUCUUUAAAUGUCAAAUAAUGAAGAUAUUUUUGUAUUAUUUAGCAAACCUUCAGACCUCAGAGAGUGAGAGAUGCAUAUAUAUAUGUAUAUAAAUAAAAAAUAGAUUUGUUUUUGCAAUGCAGUCUGUAAUAUGGUGUCAAACUAUUCCACUUGAGAAUAUUUUAGUACUUGAGAUUAUCUGUAAUUAACUAUUCAGUAGAUUAAUUUCCUUUGUUUUCCUGUUUCUUUAAAUAUGAGAGAUACUCUUGUCGUCUUAGCUGUAUUCUCUGCUGUUUGCCAAUUUCACAAGUUUCCAUGAGUUCAGUAAAAUCAGAAAUUAAGAUGCUAGAAUAAAGAGCAUAAAGGGAAGAUAAUAGAUCUGCAUUUAUUUUACAUUCAACAGCAUGUUGUUGUGAGUGGAGGGAAAGGCAUAUACAUCUUGGCUCCUACAUUAUCAUUUCACCUAGGCCAUUUUGAUUUUAUCAGAACGAAUUAAAUCAAAGUGAAAUAUUUCUUCAUUUUUAAUACAUCGCAAAACUAGGCACCUGUGGCCUUGUGAAGAUGAGAGAGUCUAAUCUUGCUUUCUCUGGGGAAAAAAAGAAAUAGGAAUGACAGUAUUGUUUUUGCUUUUCUCUGUAGAUGAGGGAAAAAAUCAGGAUCCAGGCAGAGUGGGAAUAUAGAAGUCAUUCUAUCCAUAUGAAAGUUUAUCCAUUUGAACAGUACAUAAACCAGAAUUUUUCAUUCAAUAAAAUGUUAAAAUGUUAGCUUUUAAACAGCUAUUCUCAUAUCAUAGAAAAUCUUACAGACAUCAAAGUCUUGCCAUUUAUUUUACAAUCAUUAAUUGGUAAGUUUAAAGGAAAUGGGAUAAACUUAGUUGUAAGGAAUUUCAGGGAUGUUUUCCACUACCUAGAGGUGUUUUGGUUUUUGCAGCUGUAUACUUUAGAAGCCAUCAGACUGUUCUACUCCAUCUUUGUUAGCAGGAAACUUCAUCAGACAGUCAAAUUAACCUGUUAAGGCAGAUUACAUGUUACUUUAUGCUGAAUUGUUUUUACCAUAUUCAAGACUAUUCUUCUGAGAAGUUCUUGAUCACCAAUACCCAUAUUCAGAUUAAGUGCUUAAAUCCAUUCAGCAUUAGCCUUAUUUCUAGACUGCUCACAUGCCAAGGCUUUUUUGCGCUUCUGCUGCAGGAGCUGGGUGCUGUGGGCUCAGGCUCCUCUGGCAUCUGCUGGGCCAGGAGAGCAGGACAUGCCAGUUGCAAGGGGAAUGCUUUUGGUUCGAUCUGUCUUUUCAUUGCCUCUCCCUGCAUCUGGAAAAUUCUUUUGAAGGUCACUGGUGCUGCUAGCAAUGUUUUGUGACAAGUCCAGCCUGGAUAGAGGCCCUGAGCUUCAAUAGCAGUGGCCUUCCCUGCGGUGUGGGGCAUGCAUGACCUUUCUCUGCCAUCUUUGUGGAAGCCAUCAGUAAUUCACAGCAAUUAUUGCCCCAAAUGACUGUCUUGCUCUUGGUUCACAGAUGAGAUUUGUGUACCAAGAGUUGCUUUAGCCACAUGUCAUGCUACCUUUUCAUGCACUUCAUGUCUUCAAGCCUGAUUCUAGGUCAGCUAUUCUCGGUUUAGUACAGCAUCGUUUGAGUUGAUAGAGUCCCUUACAGUAGAGUAGUUCAGUAUUUAGUCAUGCAUUCAAACUGGACACUCUAGGUACAUGCUCUGUAUGUCCAGUACGUGUGCAUGGCCAAAUAAAUGUUUGUGUGCACGUUUUUUGAGUUCUGUUUUUCAAGGUAUCUUUUACUUUAUUUCUUGGCUCUUGAGGAGACUCUUGAGGAGAUUUCAUCAGUUGGGUCAAGUUCCAGGGCUGCUCAACCAUAUCUAUGGCUAGAUGGUUUUUCCUGCUGCAGCUUCUCAGAAUAUAGUUAUGUGCAUUUGCAGAGGUCAUCCAGUUUGUGACUGGAAAAUAAUUGUAUGUUUCUUUCUUGUAAAUCUAUUCACAGGUGAGAGUAGGAAACUAAGAAUGUAAGUGAGAGGCAGAAGUGCAAUUCAGUGCUUUGGCUGACCUAUCAGUUUUAGUUCUGCAGAAAAAAUACUGUUACUUCUCAAUUCUCAUUGCCUUUAUUAUAUAGCAGUACGCUCAUUUUUCAGAUUUCAUUAAAAUACACUGCACUUUGAUCUAUUAUCUUCCUCUGGGGCAGUGCUAUGUGUAUAGAAGAGAGGAUUUUGCAUUUGUUUUUGAUGUUACUAAUGCUUGCUUCAUAACUCUUCCUGGUAUGAUAGCUUUUUUUUUUGUAAUUUACAUCUAGUUAUUGGUUCUGAAAGUUUGAUCAAUGUGAAGUUUUACUUAUUAAAAAUAUUAAUUUGUAGGGACUACUGCCAAUUCUACUAGAGGGUAUUCUGGAUCACUGGUGUUCAUUUUAGCUGGAGGGCUUUCUGUUCUUCUGAAGACUGCCUUAGUUUGUGUGAUGUUCAGUGGUGGGUAGGAGACACAAUGAUUCUGCCAGAGGAUAUGAAUUUUUCAGUAAUUUAAUGGUUUCUCUUGAUAGUUAGAUCUGAGAAACUGCUUUGUGUUCAAUGGCCAAAUAGGCUGAGCUGUUUUUUUUUUUUAAGUUUAGUUUUGGUGGUUUGUUUCCUGAGCAGACCUUGCAUGAGCAGACCUUGCAUCAUUCAUAAUUCUUGGUAUGAUAAUAAUUGUGUGGUACCAACUUGUGUUUGAGAGCCAUGGAUUACUGUUACUUUAUAGUCUGUAUUAGUCUUGUGUUGGUUUUGCUGAUGGAAAGAAUCCCACGUGAUGAAAUUACUGGAGAGAUUUCUGUUUCUUCAAAUUUUGCAGCCUUAUACUUGCAGUGGGUCAGCUCUUAACAUCAGCCAUAGCCCCAUUAAACCAGGAAGGUUAUAUCCAUUUCUAUGCCAGCACAGAAUUGGCUCAAAAUACUUUGAUAUUCCAAAAUAGUUCGGUGUUCCAAAAUACUAGAAAGCAUGUUGGCAGCCAUUGUUGAUAAGCAUUGUUCAGCAAGUUGAAAUCUUGAAGUGCAAAUUAUGAUAAUGACCAUUCUCUCACUUGCAGAGUAAUACUGCUAGUGUUGUCUAAUAAGUGCAGGAGAGGGCAGGACACGGGAGAUUUUCCAAAAAGCAUUCUUAUUCAAGUAAAUUGUAUGGGGAAUGAAUACAAGCUUUUAAUACAAGAGACCUUAAUGCUUUGAGUCACCAAUAACAUAAGAAACAACAUCCACAGGCAGCAUUAAACAUUUUAAAAUUCUGUUGUCUCUAGUGUAACAGAUGUUAACACAGCGUAAGAAUUGGAGUUACAGAUGUUUAAUAUUUCUCAGACUUUAACACAAAUUUGAAAAAGACGGCACAUACCUAAAAAGUUACAUUGCUGGUAUGUCUGGCUUGUGCUAUUGUUAGAUGAAAAACAGUUGCACCUUGAUUCCAAGGCAAAACUAGCAGUGUUUUCACUGAAGCUGACACAACACCCACAAACUUUUUAAAAAUCCACAAAUAAAUGCAUAAGAUUAUAACUUCUUAGCUGUUUCUUCCUUAUUCUGUACAUAUGGGCUCAGUAUCUAUACAGUCUCUCUCCAGUAAGGAGUGGAGUGCUCAUACUAGGCAAUUAAUCAUCGAUGCUCUUAGCCAGACAGUGAAACACCAUAACGUAGGGAAAUGAAAUCAGUGCAUGCUCUGAUUUCAAAGGUGAACAUUUGUAGUAAGCUUUAAUUACUUAUUCCCUAUUUAAAAAUAAAUACAUAAAUUUCUAAAUGUAAUUCCAACUGUUCACAUCUAAAUAUAUCUUCCCUUAAUAAAAUAAGGAACAGGUGUAAUAGUAAUUAGUUGAAAUAGGCGGAAGAAACUUUUUUGGAGCUUACUUGGCUUAUCAAAAUGAAAUGUAGAUCUGAAGUGUGUUGUAUGGAUCACAGUCAGAAGAGGAGAAAGUUUAUUGCAUAAAAAAAGUGGAUUUUAUGCAUAAAAAUUGAUUUUGCACAUACCUACCUUUUGAACAUCGUUGCCUGCUAGCCCCAUUCAACCUUUAUCUUGCUGAAAAUUUGGCAAACUGAAAACAGUGUUGUUGUGAUUUUAUCCUUCUGUUACUAACUGACCAUGUUAUUAAUAAUACAAUUACACAUUUACCUUAUGUUUAGAAUAAAAAUCUACUUACAGAAUCUAAACAAUCUGUCCGCAUAUUUUAAACCUGCCUUGUAAAAGUGCUGAUGCAGUCAAGAAACUUCAUUUGUAUUCGUUACCAUGAAGGUGGUCAAACACUGGAAUAGGAUUUCUGGAGAGGUGGUUGAUGCCCCAAGCACGUCAGUGUUCAAGAGGCACUUGAACAUGCCCAGUGACACAAUUUAACUUUUGGUUAGCCUUGAAGUCACCAGGCAGUUGGACUUGAUGAUCUCUGUAAGCCCUUUCCAACUGAACUGUUCUAUUCUUAUGCAAGCUGUGGGUAAACAGAUGGAUUCAGUCCUUAGACUGACUUUUUGCAUUAAAAAAUGCACAGUAAAGUGUUCGUAUUGAUUUACACUAUGCUACUUCACGUCCAGAAAUUGCAAGGACAGAGUAGAUGUUUACAAUCUCAUAAUGAAAUGUUUACUGUAUUUACAUUUAUUAUACACUUUAUUUUUAAUGCUCUCCUUUUACUUCCAAUGUUCAUAAUUUGAAACUGAUUUGUGAAAAUAGCCACAGACAAAAUUGGAUCUUAGAAAAUGAUCAUGUAAUAAGUAGUUUAAGUAAGAUUUUGCUGAGCUAUACCAGGAAAAGAUUCUCUGUUGUAUUUAACUUACUUAAAUGCAAACUGCUGAAAUUUGUUUUUCUUUAGGGCUUCUAGUUUUUGCAUUUUUUUUUAAUUUAAUUAAACUGCCUUUUCUGUUACGUAACUAACCAUCUGAGUCCAAAUAACUUUUUUUAAGGUGUUUGUUGAAAUGCAUUUUGCCUGUGGUAGAGAUGAGAACAAAUAAUAGGUGUUGAGAAGAAAAUUGAUCUAUGUUUCUGAAAAGGUUUGUCAAAGCUGAACUUCAUCUUAAUUACUUGAGAAGUCAAUGAGAAAUCUUUCCUGUCCCCAUCUCUUUUUAUAUAUCUUAAUGUGAAGAAUUUUCUUUAAAAUAAGGUUAAUUUGAAUGCUGGGAGGCAGGGGUAGUGAAACAAUAGAUCACUUUCAGUCGAGGUGCUUCUGGCACAGGUAGAAUGCUGGACAAAUAAUCCAGAUUCAUUAAGAAAGGAAUUUCUAAUUCCACAUCUGGGCUAUAUAAAAUCUGUAUGCAUUAGUGAUCAGAACUUUCUCCAUGACUAAGAGUAAGGCUAUAAAAACUGGAGGCAGGCAAUAUCCAUGUAAUCAACACUUGAAUUCCAGUAUUGUGUUUUGUGUGAGAAAAAUGAUAUACGUGUAAGUGCCUUAUUGCUUGAAACAAAGGAAAGGUGUUCUCCACCCUCCCCUUGAUAGAGCAAUAUGGGGAUUUCUGUUAAGUAGUCCUACACACAGACAUGUUAAGCCAAACUAAGUAAUGCUUUGCUUAGAAGGUUGAAGAGCAUUGUUAGUGAUCAAGUUAUUCUUUUAAGAACGACAAAGUUAAUCUGGCAUGCCUAUUUUAAUCUGCUGAUCUUCAUCUCAUUUCAGAAUGUGUUUUUUUUCUAACUUCCCAUUCAUAUUUAGACUUCUGCAGAAAUGUAUCUUAUAUGUGUUGUCAGAAUGAGUUUGGUCUUCCAGCAUACUCAGCUAGGAGUUUUCAACCACUAAAAAGAAUGUGCAUUUUUUUG
Molecule: messenger RNA, 9001 nt
Organism: Oxyura jamaicensis (ruddy duck)
Lineage: Eukaryota; Metazoa; Chordata; Aves; Anseriformes; Anatidae
Gene: RNF217
Product: ring finger protein 217
Exons: 6
Biological process (GO): protein polyubiquitination; positive regulation of proteasomal ubiquitin-dependent protein catabolic process; ubiquitin-dependent protein catabolic process
Cellular component (GO): cytoplasm; ubiquitin ligase complex
Molecular function (GO): zinc ion binding; ubiquitin protein ligase activity; ubiquitin conjugating enzyme binding
Source: RefSeq, a predicted model, not a curated record